This is a messenger RNA of Trichoplax adhaerens, 363 nucleotides long. RefSeq lists its product as uncharacterized. The transcript has 3 exons. The record is from RefSeq and is a predicted model, not a curated record. Bases 1 to 363 code for a protein of 120 amino acids. NCBI's taxonomy places the organism in Eukaryota, Metazoa, Placozoa, Uniplacotomia, Trichoplacea, Trichoplacidae. Gene Ontology annotation, cellular component: mitochondrion.
AUGGCCAAUGCGACUGCAUUCGUCCUUUCAAUGGGCAAGUUAGCUUGCAGAUAUGCUUAUGUAUCAAAGGGUUCUGGAAAUCAAGUUGCUACGUUCUCAGGAAUAAAUUACCUGCUACAUUUUCGCUAUCGUAGUAUAGCAUACACCACAGUUCUUAAAGAUAGUGCUCCAAUCGACAAGAAAUUACCGCCCGAACUGCCGGUAACUUGUUGUAUGAGUGGCUGUGCUAAUUGUGUUUGGUUAAAGUAUUGCGAAGAAUUAGUUGAGUAUUAUAAAGGUGAUAAAUCUCACGCUAAGCAAGCUCUAGAAAAAAUCGACGAUCCAAGUAUAAAAGCAUUGAUUAAACUGGAGCUUGGAAUUUAG